Molecule: messenger RNA, 1932 nt
Organism: Penicillium waksmanii
Lineage: Eukaryota; Fungi; Ascomycota; Eurotiomycetes; Eurotiales; Aspergillaceae
Product: Zn(II)2Cys6 transcription factor
Exons: 1
Coding region: 1-1932 (643 amino acids)
Biological process (GO): DNA-templated transcription; regulation of DNA-templated transcription
Cellular component (GO): nucleus
Molecular function (GO): zinc ion binding; DNA binding; DNA-binding transcription factor activity, RNA polymerase II-specific
Source: RefSeq, a predicted model, not a curated record
AUGCCAGUACGACUCAAACGAGGACUGCCGCGAGAAUCCUGCAACUUUUGCCACGGGCGAAAGAUCAAAUGCGAUCGGUCACUGCGUGCAAAAGAGGGACAUACCUCAUGUUCACAGUGUGCCUUACGUCAAAGUCCUUGUCGUUUGGAUGAUCCGACGGAGACACGUACCCCUUCGCGUGCUCGCGAAACUGCCCGCGGAGGUAAGACGGGCCUAAAUUUAGGUGAUGGAGAUGGCAUACUACCACGCGGUGAUAACCCAGAAGCCACUCCCUUUGCUUCAACAUCUCAACCAGAACCUCUCCAGCUGCAGGAAUAUGACCAGUCCACUUCGAUACAUUAUCCAGAUAUUAUGUUCGAUGAAAAUUUUCUUACUCUGAGCCGUGACAACAUCUUCUUUCUGGAUCAAGUUUUCAUGGACGACAACGGAGAAGCAAGAUGGCUUGCCGACGAUCAGGGUGUUGGUGUUACUAUUAGUAAUACUAGUAAUAUUGAUGAAGGCCUUUCUGGCCUGAGCGAACAACAAGCUCAGCAAUCGACGGAAAUAUCCUCUUGGCCAGACGGCGUUACAGAUUCGAAUACCGCUUUUACUGCUGCAAUAAAUUGCUACUUUAAGUUCGCAGCACCAUGGUUGCCGAUUCUCCUGGAAGACGCCUUCUGGGAAGACUACCGCAACGGACGGGCCAGCCAUGUUCUCGCCUCCGCUGUAGCCUGUCGCGGUAUGCCCUUCACUGCAGUUCCCGAUAGGUGGAAUAUUCAGCAGCGAUUUGCUCGCGAUUUCCGAGAGGCAUAUCUCGGUGCUCGGAGCAUCGCUUCCGAUGAUGGUUCAAUUAGACUCGAUGAUCUCGAAGCGCUGGCGCUCAUGGUUAAUUUCGAGUAUGAUGACACUGAUACUCCGCCUCUUCAUUCAAAUCUGGGAAGGCUGUUUUUAAAGCAUGAAUCGCUGGUCUUGAUGACGUUACAGUCUCGUAUCCAAGAUCGUGUUUCCACGAGUUCUGGCUCAAUGGUGUCGCUGGCGAGAGCUCGGGAGCGACGCGUGCUUCUUUACUGGCACGUCUAUGGCCUUGAUGCCUUUCACUGUUUGGAUCGAAAGCAGAUCUCUCUAAUUCCCGACAAGAACAAAAGCGAAAAUGGCAAUUUGCCUCCGCACGAGGUUAGUGACUUUCUCGACGCCGUCCUUGAACUUGCAGUCAUUGCUCGAAAACUUCUGCAGCGACUGUGCAGUGAAUCGGCAAAACGUUCUGGUGUUGAGCCCAACGAUGUGCAUGACUUAUAUGAACAAAUCUAUCACUGGAGGAAUCAAACCUGUCCUCCGCAUUUACGGAGGCAUGAAGAAAGUCUCGGGGUACUGGCAACUCAGGAUAAGAAUGAGGAUUACCCCACUGAAAUGCAGAGACACAUUCAACUCCAUCGGGCUGUACUAUGGGCAUUAGAAAUCAAUUGUUUGAUGCAAGUUGAGUGCGCUGUAUCCGACUUUGGCAUCCGAGACAGUGCGAACUUACGAGCAGACAUAACUGCAGCACGUGUGAAAUAUGAAAGCCUACGUGCUUUGAACAACACCAUUUCCAUAUGUCACUGGAUCGAUCUACACACCAUCAGCGACGAAGAUGGCAAGCAGCACUCUCUAGUCGACCUCGCGCCGUUGGCCUUGCGCAAUGUUUGUGCCGGGCUAUGCUAUUGGUCAUGUCAAAAUUUGAACGACACCUAUUCGACUCAAAUAUCAAAGAAGCCUGCCCUUUCGGACGGGAGGCAAGCCCGAACCGAUGGACAGAAUCACACAAUGGACGACCGUAUACAGAAUGCAAAGCUGUUGCGAGAUACAGCUGCAAAAGCAACAUCGCACAGGGAUACGGCCGAUAUCCUCGCGCGACUCGACAAACAAAUCACCAUGUUCAAGGCAACGUUGAGUAAUGCCUCGGAAGCUGGUUCAUGA